AUGACGACAUACACUGAGAACGACUUAGAUGGAGCAUCUAUCGAUUGGAAAAGUUCUACUACACGGGUUCCAUCUCCUAUUAUUGAAGACAAAGAAAGUACUGGCUCUGCACAGCUUUCAAUUUCGGAGUCAGCGCAUUUUAACGUCUACAAUAAUCAUUCCGAGUAUCAAGUGGCCGAAGAGGACGGACUUUCGGUGUGGGAGUGCAUCAGGAACGUGGAAACCUACUAUAGGGGGAUAGAGGGAGAGUGGCGCGACAUCUGCUUAAGACGACGGCGCCGAGCAGCAGUCAUGACAGAGCAACGUCCCCCAUCCCCGUCUACAGUACCUUCAGAAUUCUUUGAUGCCUUUAGUCUGAGUUUUCAUUGGAGUACAUCAGAGGAUAUACCAGACCCUUUCGCUGACGAGGUCUACCUUGAAUCUUCCACGACCCAUUUCACGGCAUUGACGUUCCCGGGACGUGAAUUCGCUUUUCAGGACAUUCUUCGGCCUAGCCGCUUCCAACCACCCAGACAGAUCAAGAUCGCAUUCUAUAUCCCAGUAGAUGGUUUCACUUCUCCUAAUGAAUUCGAAACGCAAUGGAAUUUUAUUUCUAUUCAUGUUGCGGCACUCGCACAGCAGGUUGCAUCACCUUGGCAGAAUAUUGUUGUUAUCAUCGAGGGGCCUCCUAGGUGGAUUGGGGUUCAUCCUGACAUCCUUAUGCUCUUCAGGAAAUUGGGGAUCCUGUUCGAAACAAAUCAGUCGAUUGAUUAUGUUGGCCGUGUCUCGCUGUAUCCGCCAUACCAUAUGGAACGUGAUGAAAUUUUUGAGCGACCGAUCCUUGGCACUAUAUAUGAGCGUACAGUGCAGCCAACAACUCAUUCCUAUAGAGGCUGUUUUGAGAAUAUUCUAAUUCCUACACCACUACAGGUAAUAGCAGUGGCGCCACAUCAGUACCGAAACGACCCAACAUAUCAUAAUCUGCAGUAUCAUGACAACUGGGCUGUAGCUGUUUGUAAUGUUUUAAAACCAGAGUUCAUAGUCACUCUGCCUUGCCGGGAAAUGGCAAAGACUCCCCAUCCAAACCGAUUUCUUAGGGACCUUUGGAGAUGCCACACCCGAUUUAGCAACUCAAAGCAUGAGCAUGUUAAUCAAUGUGUCCUGCUUACGCCCUUGGAGUUUCAAACGGGUCGCGUAGGGAUAAGGCCGGUAAGGAGCAGAGUUGGACUUCUCAAGGAGCCGCUGCCGCAUCCCAAGCAAUCCACCACCGCUGCAGAGCACGUCGUUGGCUUCAGGUCCCAGCCAGAGUUAACUGCAAGGGAUACACCUCCUGUUGAAAAUUGGAAUUAUAUUUAUAUUUUAUCUGGCUUGCUUGUCUUUUAUAUUAUAUUCUUUUCUACCUUUUAUACUUAUAUCUUAUUUAGCUUAGGUUUCUUUUAUAUUAUUUAUAUUUUAUGUUUAGUCUAA
Messenger RNA from Fusarium mangiferae, 1446 nucleotides. RefSeq lists its product as uncharacterized. The record is from RefSeq and is a predicted model, not a curated record. Lineage: Eukaryota; Fungi; Ascomycota; Sordariomycetes; Hypocreales; Nectriaceae. The transcript has 2 exons. The coding region runs from base 1 to 1446 and encodes 481 amino acids.